Molecule: messenger RNA, 1983 nt
Organism: Bursaphelenchus xylophilus (pine wood nematode)
Lineage: Eukaryota; Metazoa; Nematoda; Chromadorea; Rhabditida; Aphelenchoididae
Source: the annotation of a GenBank genome assembly
AUGGAUCGAUUUAUAUUGCUCGUAUUGAGCUCUUCUGUUUAUGGCCAAAUUGCUUUCAAAUUCAACAAAAAUGAUUUUGUGGAACUUCGAAGCGAAGAAAAAAAGUGAUUACAAUUUGAAAAUUGUAAAUUGUAAUUGUAUUUUUAGAGUUGUAAAAGUCGUUGCAACCUCUCAUUAUGACACUAUUGAUGUGCCCAUCCAAUUUAAAUGUUCGAAUAAUGAGAGUUGCGUGAUCGCUUGCAGUAAUGACAGGCUGACUUUGGAUGGAAACAACAACUUUACGGAGGAAAUUAAACUUCGAAUCGAGGGGAUCUUUAUUGGAAAUAACAAGCUAGUGGCUGUUAUUGAUGGGAAAGAGUGAGUUUUAACUAUAACUUAUCGGAUUUUCUGCAAAAAGAAUAAUUUUCAAAAUGGUCCAAGAUUUUUUGAUCGGAAGGCCUAAAGCAAUGGGCAUUUUUUUACAAUUUCUGGUUUCAAAAGCUGCGUUUGUAAGCUAAAAACUUUCGGAAAUUUUAAUGUCAUGUUAUGUAAAAAUUUGAAAAAAAAUUGAGCGUCGCACUUUGGACACUUCUCCUGUAAACUCCUGUUCGAUUUCAGAGAGAUUCAGCCAUUGGACAUUCGAAUCCAGCGCUCAGAGUAUGAAUCCCAAGUCUCGAAGGUGUUCAGUGUUGUGGCGACCUUCUUUAUUGUCGCUGUUACCUUCCUGAUCGGAACUCAGCUGGAGUUCCAUCGAAUGGUCGAGAUAAUGAAGAAGCCUGUGGGGCCAUUAUGCGGAUUCUUUUGCCAAUUCUUCUUUAUGCCCUUGGUGAGGGAACGAAAUAUUGAUUUAGGCGUCCAAAGUCAUCAUUGAUGAUAAACCAAAAUAAUUUUUAGAUAGGAUUUGGGUUAGCCUAUUAUUUACUGGCCGAUGCUGAGAACUCAAUGAAGCUGGCGUUCUUCGCCGUCGCCGUGUCUCCCGGAGGAGGGAAGAGUAGUUUUUGGACGAUUAUUUUUGACGGAAAUCUUGAUCUCUCGGUUUGUAUGACUUUUAUUGAAACAUUAGGAGCUGCUGGUAAGCAAACCCCUCUUAUUUUGCCACAAAAUUGCCUGACGAUCAAGAAAACAAAAUUUUUUAUACUGUUUAGUGAUGACACCCUUGUGGAUGUAUACCUUGGGCUCAGUCUUCUUCGAUAAUCACAUCAAUGUCCCUCUUCUCAAAUUCAUUGAGAGUCUGGCGAUAGUAUUGAUCCCAACUUCUCUGGGGAUCUUUAGUAUUCAAUUUGCACCCCAUUGGAUCAGCAAAAUUAAGGUUGUGAUCAAAGUAAGUUGCCUUUUUCGAAUUUGAAAAACCCUGGUCCAACGUAGGAUUAAAAUUACAGUAGAGGACCGGAUCCAGCGGCAAAAAACGUACCAUUUCGCAUCCGGGAAGUAUCAAAAAUGCAGCGAAAUACCUCCCUCUCAAAGUGAAAAAACUCCGUUUUGAACGUUACUUGUGCGCCUUUUCCCUCACAGGGAGGUAUUUUGCCGCAUUUUUUUGAUGCUUCCUGGAUGCAAAAUGGGACGUGUUUUGCCACUGGAUCAGGUCUUUCACUGUAUACAACAUUAUGCAGAUUCUUUACACUUUCUUUACCUCCAUUCCAGUACUUCACCUGGAUCCUUGUGAUCGUCCUCACCUCAGUCGGGAUCUAUGCAAAUUAUUACAUCUUUGCCUUCAUCAACUGGAAGAUUGUGGUCGCCUCGUGUGUUCUUCCCUGGUCUGGCUACAUUAUCGCCUUUCUAUUUGCCGUAAUUAUGCAUCAGAACUUCCAAAAUGCAAUCACAAUAGCCAUUGAGACGGGCAUCCAGAAUGUGGGGAUUGCGUUCACAAUCAUGUUGUACACAUUCCCCGAAUUUGAGAAGGACAUAGCCAUGGUCAUCCCCAUCACUGUGGUUCUGGUUACUGACAAACCGCUGUUCCUUAUAUGGCUGGUGAAGAAGUGCUUUUUUGGUAAAAAGAAGGAAUAA